Pipistrellus nathusii (Nathusius's pipistrelle) is the source of this 3906-nucleotide messenger RNA. The record is from the annotation of a GenBank genome assembly. NCBI's taxonomy places the organism in Eukaryota, Metazoa, Chordata, Mammalia, Chiroptera, Vespertilionidae.
AUGUCGUCCUCCUUCUUCAACCCCAGCUUCGCCUUCAGCUCGCACUUGGACCCCGGCGGCGCCCCGCUCGGCGAGCUCUCCUGGCCGUCCUCCCUGGCCGUGGCGGCCGUGGCCCUGUCCGGGCUGCUCAGCGUCGUCGCCCUCAUGCUGGCCUGCCUGUGCUGUAAGAAGGGCGGCAUCGGCUUCAAGGAGUUUGAGAAUGCUGAGGGGGAGGAGCUGGCCGCCGGCUUCUCGGCACAGGGCUCCCCGGCCCAGGACGGCCCCGACGUGUACGUGCUGCCGCUCACCGAGGUCUCGCUGCCCAUGGCCAAGCAGCCGGGCCGGUCAGUGCAGCUGCGCCAGUCCUCGGCCCUGGGCCGGCACAGCCUGCUGUACCUGGAGGAGAUCGGCCGCGGCUGGUUCGGGAAGGUGCUGCUGGGGGAGGCGCACUCGGGGCUGAGCAGCGCCCAGGUGGUGGUGAAGGAGCUGGAGGCCAGCGCGGGCGCGCAGGAGCAGAGGCACUUCCUGGAGGAGGCGCGGCCCUACCGGGCCCUGCAGCACAGCAACCUGCUCCAGUGCCUGGCCCAGUGCACCGAGGUGACGCCCUACCUGCUGGUGAUGGAGUUCUGCCCCAUGGGCGACCUCAAGGGCUACCUGCGGAGCUGCCGGGCGGCGGAGCCCCUGGCGCCCGACCCGCUGACGCUGCAGCGCCUGGCCUGCGAGGUGGCCUGCGGCCUGCGGCACCUGCACCGCGGCAGCUACGUGCACAGUGACCUGGCCCUGAGGAACUGCCUGCUCACCGCCGACCUGACGGUGAAGAUCGGAGACUACGGCCUGUCCCACGGCAAAUACCGAGAGGACUACUUUGUGACGGCGGACCAGCUGUGGGUGCCUCUGCGCUGGAUCGCCCCGGAGCUGGUGGACGAGGUGCAUGGCAACCUGCUGGUGGUGGACCAGACCAAGGCCAGCAACGUGUGGGCCCUGGGCGUGACCCUGUGGGAGCUGCUGGAGCUGGGCGCGCAGCCCUACCCGCAGCACUCGGACCGGGAGGUGCUGGCCUUCGCCGUCCGCGAGCAGCAGCUCAAGCUGCCCAAGCCCCGGCUGCCGCUGCCGCUGUGCGACCGCUGGUACGAGGUGAUGCAGCUCUGCUGGCUGCAGCCCGAGCAGCGGCCCACGGCCGAGGAGGUGCACCUGCUGCUGAGCUGCCUGAGCGCCCGCGGCGCCGCGGAGGCCGAGGAGGAGGAGGAGUUCGAGCGGCGCUGGCGCUCCCUGCGGCCCCGCGGGGGCGGGCCGGGCGCGGGGGGCCUGGCGCUGGGCGGCGAGCGGGCCUCGGCCUCGUCCUUCCCGCUGCUGGAGCGGUUCUCGGGCGACGGCUUCCGCGCCGAGGGCGAGGACGUGCUCACCGUGACCCAGACCCGCGGCGGCCUCAGCUUCGAGUGCACGUGGGAGGCGGGCCGCGGCGGCGCCGCCGCCUGCUCGCCGCCAGGGGGCGCGCUGAGCCCGGCCCGCCCCGGCCGCCUGCGGGAGCCCCGCGCCGCCGCCUGCUCGCCGCCAGGGGGCGCGCCGCCGGGCGUGGUGCCGGUUCUGAGCGCGCACAGCCCCUCCGUGGGCAGCGAGUACUUCAUUCGCCUGGAGGGGCCCGCGCCCGCCGCCGGCCACGACCCCGACUGCGCCGGCUGCGCCCCGCGCUCCCCGGGCCCAGAGCGCGAGGAUUCCGACGGCGCGGCCGCCUCGCCGGCCACGGAGCCGCCGCUGGGCCAGACGCUUCCCGCUGCCGGCCCCCGGGGCCGCCCUGACCUCCGCCCCGACCGGAGCCCCACGCGCGGCCCGCCCUGCCCCUCGCCCUCGCCCGGGGCCCCGAUGCCGGCGAAGGCCGCGGCGGAGGGUGCUGUGUUUGGGGACCCGCUGGGCGCCUGCACCUCUGGGACGGCAGGACCCCGGCUGCCCAGCAGCAGGCGGGCCCCCGCGCCCCGGGUCCCGGGCUGCCCGGGGAGCCGCACGGAGGGCAGCCGCGUGGAUGGCUGUCCGGGCAGGGAGCGUGCCCUCCAGGCCGUCCCUGCGCUGGGCCACCCCCUGGCCCCCGAGACCUCCAGAGCGCCUGUCCCGGGGCCAGAGGGGGCCUGCCUGGGCCGGGACCUCCCCUGUCCGUGUCCUGCCGAGGGCCUGGCACCUGCCGGGAGCCUGGCCACACACCCCUGGACAGAGGCAGCAGAGAGGGGGGGGCCCAGCCCCCCGACAGAGCCCAGGAGCGCAGAGGAGGCCGAGGGCCCUGCGGCACCCCAAAUACCCCUUCCGUCUGCCCCGACCCCUUCCCUGGAGGGAGCCCUGCUUCCCGCGGAGGAGGCCCGUGCCCCCACGGCCCCGCCCGCCUCCCCCGCGCCCCCCGGCGGCCAGGCCGCGGCCCCGGAGCCGGCCCCCACGUGGGACGGAGGCAGCGGCUCCCUGGAGCGGGAGGCGCCGGGCAGCGAGGACGGGGACACCACCGAGGCCACGUCCGGCGUGUUCACCGGCGUGUCCAGCGCCGGCCCCCCGGCCGAGGGGCUGGGCUCGGCGCCGGCCCCCCGCUCCCUGCAGAGGCAGGAGGCGCCCCCCUCGCCGGACCCGCCGGACAUCCCGAGCUCGGCCAGCGGCGGCGGCUGCGAGGCGUGCAGCCCGCCAGCCGAGGGCGGCGCCGGGGGGCAGCCCCGGGCCCUGGACAGCGGCUACGACACCGAGAACUACGAGUCCCCCGAGUUCGUGCCCAAGGAGGCGCCCGAGCCAGGGGCGCCCGAGGCCCCGGGGCGGCCGGCCCCCGAGGGGGAGGGCCCCGGGCCGGACACGGACACGGCGCUGCCGGCCUCCCUCAGCGAGAAGACCCCCUACCGCGACUCGGCCUACUUCUCGGACCUGGACACGGAGCCCGAGCCCCCAGCGGGGCCGGAGAAGGGGCCAGAGCCGGGCCUGGGGCACGCCCAGAGCCUGGGGCCGCGGCCAGCACAGCCGUCGGAGCCCUGGGUGCCCGGGGAGGCACAGAGUCCUGGCCCCAGAGCGGGGUCCCCACUGCCACUUUGGGGGGACCCCUCCCCUGGCCCCAGGCAGGAGGUGCCCCGGCCCCAAGGCCCAGCCCAGGUGCCGCCAGGGCCCGGUCCUGGGCGUCCCAAGGUCUUCCUUCUGACCCCGGUCCCGCGGGGCUCCGAGAGCCCCCGCCCCGAGCCUCCCGCGGCCCGCGGCCCGCCGCCCGCCCUGCCGGCAAGGACAGGGGGCGCCCCCGGAGCCCCGCUCUGCCCGGCCCGGGCGGAGGGCCUGCCGGAGGACGAGGACGAGGACAGCGAGGACAGCGACGGGUCGGACGAGCUCGGCGGCUACAGCGUCCAGGAGCCGAGCGAGGAGAGCGAGGACGAGGCGCCCGUGCCGGUGGUGGUGGGCGAGAGCCAGAGCGCGCGCCGCCUGCGCAGCCUGCUCAAGAUGCCCGGCCUGCUGCCCGCCGCCUUCCGCCCGGACCUGGAGCCCAAGAGGAAGGCCGUGUCCUUCUUCGACGCCGUCACCGUCCACCUCUUCGACCAGGAAAGCCCCACCCGGGAGCUCGGGGAGCCCUUCCCCGGAGCCAAGGAGUCGCCUGCUGCCUUCCUGCCCGGUAGUCCCAGCGCCCCCAGCCGGCUGCGGCCCCCUGAAGGCUCCCCCAUCCCCUUGACUGGCCCGGAGGGCGGGGCGCUCCCCUGGGAUGGCGGCUUCCUGCUGAUGCCGGUCAGGGAGCCCGCCCCGGCCGUCCCCGCCGCCCCCCCCAAGCCGGCGGCGCCCGGCCCCUCCUCGCGCUUCACCGUCUCACCCACGGUCUCGCCCACGCCCGCGCCCGCCUCCCGCUUCUCCAUCACGCACAUCACGGACUCGGACGCCGGCUCCGUGGGAGGCCCUGCAGGAGGUGCCGGGGUCAGCUGUGAGGAAGCAUGA